Molecule: messenger RNA, 981 nt
Organism: Hyaloscypha bicolor E
Lineage: Eukaryota; Fungi; Ascomycota; Leotiomycetes; Helotiales; Hyaloscyphaceae
Exons: 5
Coding region: 1-981 (326 amino acids)
Source: RefSeq, a predicted model, not a curated record
AUGGCAAGACUGCCGUCAGCCGUGGUGCUCGAAACCCUAUCCAGGCGCAACAAUCCACAGACAGCAACCAAUACCACAAGCCAAGUCUUGCAAGUCAUCUGCGAAUUCCCGCUCUCUGGCCAAUACGGCGUGGGUUGUCGGGUUUUAUAUUAUAUUCUCGUCGCUGUCUGUUUGGUUAAGAAUAAAUCCGAACUUCUCAAACAAGUCUGUUUAGCUACAGCGUUGAUUUUCCCUGCCGUGGCCGCGAUCCAUGCGGUCGUCCUCGCGGCUCUUCACAACGAUGGUUUCGUCGAUAUGGAUAUCUUUGGAGCAUUUCAAUUAUGCUCAAUAGGAAUCUUGGUUGGUCCCGUUACAGUCAAACGGUCUGGAACUUACUGGAAGGCCUCAGGACGGAAAUUGCUCUUGCCAUGGACCAUCCUUAUCCUUGCCGGAUUAUUGAGUUUGACAGUCGAGUUCUGUCGGACCAAACCACACCCUUGCCCAUAUGACGAUUCCGGCCAACCCACCUCCACCGAGGCGCGGGUGUUCAACUACACUUAUCCCCCUACUUGUAACCUCACCUGUUCAGUUUUCGCUGGCCCGUUCUCUCGUAUUCGACAAGGAUCAGCAAAUAAUGUUUUCGUUGUCCCCGCACCAGAAAGGAUCACUUUUGGCAUGGGCACCCUGUUCGCCGCCGGAUGUUGUAUCCCACCGGUGCUUUAUCUAAUGUCCAUUUGGAUCAAAAUUCUCAAGCAUAACUGGCUGGAGGACUGGGCCAUUCGAGAAGACGAUAAGCAGGGCGCAGGUGGAAGUACAAAAGCUAUCCCACGAAAUAGAAAGGAACUGGUCCGGAAGAUCCUGGACAAUCAGGAAUCCCUCGUGAUUGGCGCUUUCGUAGUCUGUAUUCUUGUCCUGGGCGAGCUGAACUUCUCCAGUGCCCAGGUUAAUUGGCAGAGUGAGCCCAUGUCGGCUGUUGGUAGGCAAUGCUCUCCAUUGACAUGA